Molecule: messenger RNA, 2266 nt
Organism: Zea mays
Lineage: Eukaryota; Viridiplantae; Streptophyta; Magnoliopsida; Poales; Poaceae
Product: mitogen-activated protein kinase 16
Exons: 10
Coding region: 365-1834 (489 amino acids)
Biological process (GO): protein phosphorylation
Molecular function (GO): MAP kinase activity; ATP binding
Source: RefSeq, a predicted model, not a curated record
UGGUGCCGUCAGGCCCGUCACCGUGCACCGUCGUCACGUCGUGCGACGUGCCAUGGCUCAUCCGCAGUGACCUUGCCCCUUGGUGCUCGCUCCCGCGCUGCCCGCGCACCGCGCGCCCGCUUUGGUCGGGCGUCCGCUGCCCACUUUGCGCGCUUCCCCGCUGCUCCCCCGCCGUACGUAAAAUGGACCUAUCCACAAUUCCACAUCACCCGGCGCCUCUCCGUCUUCCUCCUCCCUCGCCGUCGCCGCGCCCCCAACCGUCACUACCGACAGCAGCACGGUUCACCCCGGGCGCGAGGGCGACGCUGCCGAGGGCGAGGGGUGCGUCCCGCCGGAUCGGCGCAGGAGCGACACACGCGACGCCAUGGACGAGAAGAAGGGCUCCGAGGAGGCGCCGUUCUUCACGGACUACGGCGAGGCGAGCCGGUACGAGGUUACCGAGGUGGUGGGCAAGGGCAGCUACGGCGUGGUCGCCGCGGCCCUCGACACCCUCACCGGCGAGCACGUCGCCAUCAAGAAGAUCAACGACGUCUUCGAGCACGUCUCCGACGCCACCCGCAUCCUGCGCGAGAUCAAGCUGCUGCGCCUGCUGCGCCACCCGGACAUCGUCCAGAUCAAGCAUAUCAUGCUCCCGCCAUCGCGCCGCGAGUUCCGCGACAUUUACGUCGUCUUCGAGCUCAUGGAGUCCGACCUCCACCAGGUCAUCAAGGCCAACGACGACCUCACGCCCGAGCACCACCAGUUCUUCCUGUACCAGCUGCUCCGCGGCAUGAAGUACAUCCACGCCGCCAAUGUCUUCCACCGGGACCUCAAGCCCAAGAACAUUCUCGCCAACGGCGACUGCAAGCUCAAGAUUUGUGACUUCGGCCUUGCUCGGGUGUCUUUCAACGAUACACCUUCAGCCAUAUUCUGGACGGAUUAUGUGGCAACAAGAUGGUAUCGUGCUCCAGAAUUAUGCGGCUCCUUCUUUUCAAAGUAUACUCCUGCGAUUGAUAUCUGGAGCCUAGGUUGUAUAUUUGCUGAAAUGCUUAUAGGGAAGCCUCUCUUUCCUGGCAAGAAUGUGGUACAUCAACUGGAUCUCAUGACAGAUCUACUUGGCACUCCUUCACCAGAGUCACUUUCGAGGAUUCGAAAUGAAAAGGCUCGCCGAUACUUGGGAAACAUGAAAACAAAGCAUCCAGUUCCUUUUACACAGAAGUUUCCUGGUAUAGAUCCAAUGGCUCUUCAUUUGCUUGAACGCCUACUUUCUUUUGAUCCAAAGGACCGACCAACUGCUGCAGAGGCCUUGACAGAUCCAUACUUCACUGGGUUAGCAAAUUCUGCACGUGAACCAGUAGCACAACCUAUCUCAAAAUUUGAGUUUGAGUUUGAAAGAAGGAAGCUGGCCAGAGAUGAUGUUCGAGAAUUAAUUUACAGAGAGACAUUGGAAUACCAUCCUCAGAUGUUGCAGGAGUUUCUUGGUGGUGGUGUCAAGGCGAACUUUGUGUACCCGAGUGGGGUGGAUCGUUUCAAGAGGCAAUUCGUUCAUCUCGAAGAAAUUGCUGCUAAGGGUGAGAAGACUAGCCCACAAUUGCGACAACAUACUUCCUUACCAAGAGAAAGAGUAAAUGACAGCGGCGACGACCUUGAGAAACCAAGUGCAGAUUACUGCAUAAGAUUGCAUGUAUGUGAUCAACUCUCAAGCUCUCGUAACUUUCUGAAGAGCGAAAGCAUCAGUGCUUCCCAGUGUGUGGUCAUCAAACCGAAGCGAGAGAAAGAUGAGGAGCCCAUAUCUGAGUAUGCGAGCAGUCCAGUUGAUGGUGUGCCACCGAGGAUUGCUGAACUCAAAACCUGAGAGCCUUAAGGUACAUCCAAGCAAGAAGGAUCUGUGCACAUCGACCUGUUCUUGAACCAUAGGGGAAAAAAUGACAUUUGGGAGGUGCCCAACUAUUCCAGAUACGUUUCCAAUGCUCAAAACUAGUAGCUCUAUAUAGCGGCGCAUCAUAAGCCGAUUUAGAAGAAUAGCAGCCGGAACUAGGGGGAACAUGGCAAGGCUGAUUCUAUGAUCUUUAAGGUUCAGUAGCCAAGAGCGAUACAUCAAGAGGAUAAAUAGUCUUGGUAACCUUUAAUAUAAAGCUUCCUUUUUUGAAAAAAGGUUCAGUAGGCAGAAUUGCUUUCUGAUGAUUGUAUUGUGUUGUAAUGGUUCCCUUUAUCUUUCUCCCAUGGAGCUAGAUAUAUUUGACUCUUGCUCCAGAAAUUUUUUUUUGUCGGAUGGAAUUCCUAUUAA